AUGGCUAUUGGUAGUACAACAACCACGCUCACAAUGGAAGGUGUGGUUGCUUCGUUACUAUUAGAAGAAACACGAAGAAAAUCUUCUGAGAUGGUCAAGGAGGCUCUCGCUGUUAGAGGCAAGCAAGAGGACAAGAAGACUAAAUCCAAGUCAGAGGAAAGUUCUAAGUCUCCUAGAAAGAAGCCCAAAGGUUGGAGGGCAGGUGUUGCAGAUCCAGGGACAACACCUCAGUAUGAUGCAUGGGAGGAGAGGGAGGGAGAUGACAGAGGAGAUGGGGGCGGAGGAGGAGAUGAGGAGGGAGGAGAUGAAGACGAGGACAUAGAUAUCAAUGGAGACAUUGAGUCCAACAACAAUGGAGAUGAUGAUGAUUCGACUUCAGGAUCAUCAAGAAGCAAGGAUGGGGAUGAAAUUGACAUGCCCAAGUUAGAGGAUGCACCAGCUGCAGAGGGAGGUGGGGACGAGGAUGAUGAUGAUCCACAAAUUCUUAGAGCAUGGAUUAAGAGUAUAGAGGAUGAGGUUGUGAGGUUGAGGGAGAAAUAG
This is a messenger RNA of Cryptomeria japonica (Japanese cedar), 540 nucleotides long. RefSeq lists its product as uncharacterized. The record is from RefSeq and is a predicted model, not a curated record. NCBI's taxonomy places the organism in Eukaryota, Viridiplantae, Streptophyta, Pinopsida, Cupressales, Cupressaceae. The transcript has 3 exons. Bases 1 to 540 code for a protein of 179 amino acids.